UUUGACGGAAGACUCCUUUACAAUGUCAUUUCAAGCAGCGAUAUGGGAGUUUUGUGGAAGGGGGAUUCUGGGAUGAAGUUGGCCACUAUGGGGAAUUUUGUGUGUGCUCUCCUGACACUCCAUGUUCUUCUGUUUCACAUCAAUGUGGCUUUUGGAGCAGACAAAGUCCCCAUCCUGAACAUAGCGGUGAUUUUGGGGCGAACACGUUACAUCUCAGACCGAGACCUACGGGCUCUGUGGAGCAAGGAGGAUCCCAUCGACGUGAAUGUGGUGACACUGCUGGUGAAUGAAACCGACCCCAAAAGCAUCAUAACUCAUGUGUGCGAUCUCAUGUCUGGGACUAAAAUCCAUGGUCUGGUGUUUGGGGAUGGCACAGACCAGGAAGCCAUUGCCCAGAUUUUGGAUUUUAUUUCUUCCCAGACACUGAUACCUGUCAUGGGAAUCCAUGGAGGAUCAUCUAUGAUCAUGGCGGACAAGGAUGGGAAAUCCACUUUCUUCCAGUUUGGGGCCUCUAUACAGCAAGAGGCGCUGCUAAUGCUGAACAUCAUGGAAGAAUACGACUGGCACGUAUUCUCCAUUGUGACCAGCAAGUUCCCCGGAUACAAGGAUUUUAUCAGCAUCCUGAAGAGCACAGUGGAGAAUAGCUUUGUGGGCUGGGAGCUGCAAAGCACUGUCACUCUGGAUGCGGUGGAUGGCGACUUAAAAUCCCAGGUACAGCUAAAGAGGAUCCAAUCACCAGUCAUCCUGCUUUACUGCUCUAAAGAUGAGGCGGUGUACAUUCUGGAGGAAGCUCGCUCAUUGGGGCUCACUGGCUUUGGUUACAUCUGGAUUGUCCCUAGUCUGACCACUGGCAAUCCUGAGUUCACACCAGAACAGUUCCCCUCUGGGAUGAUUUCUGUGUCUUAUGAUGACUGGGACUACCCUCUGGAGAUGCGUGUGCGUGAUGGACUUGGGAUCAUUACCACUGCUGCUGUGUCUAUGCUGGAGGAGUAUGGGGACAUUCCGGAGGCCAAAACCAACUGCUACGGACAAACAGAGAAAACAAAGCUACCUCCCAGUGCUUUAAAGAAAUAUAUGAUGAAUGUGACCUGGGAUGGCAGGGAUUUGUCCUUCACAGAAGAUGGUUACCAAGCCAACCCGAAACUGGUGGUUAUAGUUCUCAACAAAGAAAGAGAGUGGGAAAAGAUGGGCAAGUGGGAGAACAGGACCCUGACGCUAAAGUAUCCUGUCUGGCCACGCUUCAAUGCUGUUGGUGAUGCCGAGGCUGAGGACAACCACCUUAGCAUUGUGACACUGGAGGAGGCGCCCUUCGUCAUCGUGGAGAAUGUGGAACGUCUGACUGGCACCUGCAUGAGGAACUCUGUGCCAUGCCGCAAGCACAUCAAAGACAACUCUACUACGGGGGGAACGUAUAUCAAAAAAUGCUGCAAAGGGUUCUGCAUUGACAUUCUGAAAAAGAUAGCAAAGAGUGUGAAAUUCACCUAUGACCUCUACCUGGUGACCAAUGGCAAGCAUGGCAAGAAAAUAAACAACGUAUGGAAUGGCAUGGUUGGAGAGGUGGUGUACAAGAAAGCUGUCAUGGCUGUAGGCUCACUGACAAUCAAUGAGGAGCGAUCGGAAGUGAUUGAUUUCUCUGUGCCUUUUGUGGAAACAGGUAUUAGCGUCAUGGUGUCGAGAAGCAACGGCACUGUGUCGCCAUCUGCAUUUUUGGAGCCCUUCAGUGCUUCCGUAUGGGUGAUGAUGUUCGUGAUGCUGCUCAUUGUGACUGCUAUAGCAGUCUUCAUGUUUGAGUAUAUCAGCCCACUUGGAUUUAACAGGAACCUUGCGCAAGGCAAAGAUCCUCAUGGACCGUCCUUCACCAUUGGAAAAGCGGUGUGGCUCCUCUGGGGACUGGUCUUCAACAACUCUGUGCCCGUUCAGAAUCCCAAAGGCACCACCAGUAAAUUCAUUGUGUCUGUGUGGGCCUUCUUUGCUGUAAUAUUUCUUGCAAGUUACACUGCCAACCUGGCAGCCUUCAUGAUCCAGGAAGAAUUCGUUGACCAGGUCACUGGGCUGAGUGACAAAAAGUUCCAGAGCCCAAACUCCUAUUCACCUCCAUUUCGCUUUGGAACUGUUCCUAAUGGAAGUACGGAGAGGAACAUCAGAAAGAACUAUCCAGAUAUGCAUCAAUACAUGGUAAAAUAUCACCAGAGUGGGGUACAAGAUGCACUAAUAAGCCUUAAAACUGGAAAACUAGAUGCUUUCAUAUAUGAUGCUGCUGUGCUGAACUACAUGGCUGGUAGAGAUGAGGGGUGCAAGUUGGUGACCAUCGGAAGUGGCUACAUUUUUGCCACCACUGGCUAUGGGAUUGCCCUUCAGAAAGGCUCAUACUGGAAGAGGCAGGUCGACCUGGCCAUCCUGGGCAUCAUCGGAGAUGGUGAGAUGGAGGAACUUGAAGCCCAGUGGCUGACUGGCAUCUGUCACAAUGAGAAGAAUGAGGUGAUGAGCAGUCAGCUAGAUGUAGAUAACAUGGCAGGCGUCUUCUACAUGCUAGCCACGGCCAUGAUCCUCAGCUUCAUUGUCUUUAUCUGGGAGCACUUGUUUUACUGGAAGCUGCGAUACUGUUUUACUGGAAUAUGCAGUGGAAAGCCAGGAGUAUUAUUUACGAUCAGCAGGGGAAUAUGGAGCUGCAUUCAUGGCGUUCAUAUUGAAAUUAAGAAGAAGCCUGAAUUAGACUUCAGUCCUCAAGCGAAUAUGUUAAACAUUAUUAAGUCAGCCAAACAGAUGACCAACAUGACGAACCUUAGUGUGUCAAGAAUCAAUUCUCCAAAGCGCCCAGGUGAUUUCAAGCAUCCCGUUGGUCCAAUGCUAACAUCAGAGAAAGGGAAUUUUGUCUACACUGACAACCGUAGCUAUGUCCCAAAGGAGGCCAUCUAUGGUGAGACUACUGACAUGCAGGGCUACCUCACUAACCGACACAAGGACCACCUGAACAACUAUGUUUUCCCAGGCCAGCACCCUCUGACCCUCAACGAGGCCAACCCCAACAAGGUGGAAGUGGCUCUCAGUGCUGAUGCUACACAGGCUAACUCUAAACCACGUGCUCUUUGGAAAAAGUCAGUGGAAACUCUGCGACAGAGUCAGGGGUCUGUCCAGGGGCCCUCACCUCCAGACCCCCGUCUGACAAUGAAAAGCCAGAGGUACCUACCUGAGGAUGGUGCCCACUCUGACAUCUCCGACUGCUCAAGCAGAGCCAUGUCCUACAAGGAUCUUGACAACAACCAAAAACACCAGAAACCUAAAGAUAACUUAAAAAAAAAAUCCAUGACGUUGAAAUUCCCUAAGGAAUGCAGCAAUAUGGAGUUGUCCUACUUUAAGGGCAAGCAGGUAGGACAAGCACGUGAAAAAAUAUACACCAUAGACUCAGACCAUGAACUAAGUUUGCGCUCAGACCCUCUGCAUUACAGGGGAAGCAGAGGCAUGCCAGAGGAUUUGGACUGCCCUGAUAUUUAUUCAGACCACAAUGACAAUUACAGGAAGCUGGAUUUGCCGGUCAUACACCUGAAUAGCAGCCCCCUCCAUCACAUCAACUCCAACGUUAUUCCCAACAAUGAAAACAAAUUUAACAUGUAUACCAAGCACUACACCCUGAAAGAAAAGAACGUCAGCUCGCAUGAGACAAACGAUCGUUAUAAACAGACUCACUGUCGGAGCUGCCUGUCUAAAGUACCAAAUUAUUCUGGCCUGUAUACUGUCAGGUCUCCUUAUAAUCGCUGUGAGGCAUGUUUGCACAUUGGCAACCUGUAUGACAUAAGUGAGGAUCAGAUGAUGCAGGAUGCUACAAGCCCUCCUCUGCAGCAGGAAAAAAUGUUUGGCCCAUAUUGGCCAUCAGCUGAAGGACCCCAGGCAGAGACGGGCUGUAAAUUGGGCCUCACCAGACAACAUUCCUAUGACAAUAUACUGGAAAGGCCUAAAGAGCUUGAUGGGGAAAGGCCGGCACGUAGUGUCAGUCUGAAGGAUAAGGAAAGGAUUCUGGAGGAUACCCCGUAUGCGAACGUCAAACCAGACAAUGCAUUUGGCAACAAACCACUGGUCUUCAACACUAAUCUGGGACAAAGCAAACGUAGUAAGUCCCUUUACCCCAGUCAUCCUUCAGACAACCCCUUUGUGCACUCCUUUCGAGAUGACCAUCGUCUGGUGCAUGGAAGCAGCUACUCAGAUAUUUACAGACAAUUGGCACCAAUUAAGUCAAGGAAUGACAACAAUCUUGUGUCUUCGCUGAGGUCCACCACGUCUUACUGCUCCAGGGAUGGUCGAUUACCCAAUGAUAAGUACUUUUCAGAGCAUGCAAUGCCUUAUGUAGCUAACAAAACUAUUUCAUACACAACGCCGCGCGUUCUGAAUUCCUGCAGCAAUAGACGAGUGUAUAAGAAAAUGCCUAGUAUUGAAUCAGAUGUAUAA
Molecule: messenger RNA, 4440 nt
Organism: Scleropages formosus (Asian bonytongue)
Lineage: Eukaryota; Metazoa; Chordata; Actinopteri; Osteoglossiformes; Osteoglossidae
Product: glutamate receptor ionotropic, NMDA 2A-like
Exons: 13
Coding region: 43-4440 (1465 amino acids)
Biological process (GO): monoatomic ion transport
Cellular component (GO): membrane
Molecular function (GO): signaling receptor activity; ligand-gated monoatomic ion channel activity
Source: RefSeq, a predicted model, not a curated record